Molecule: messenger RNA, 2154 nt
Organism: Closterium sp. NIES-65
Lineage: Eukaryota; Viridiplantae; Streptophyta; Zygnematophyceae; Desmidiales; Closteriaceae
Source: the annotation of a GenBank genome assembly
AUGCCACCGCCGACUGGGGCAAAGCAGGCGGGAGGCGCGCCUCUGCCUGACCUCCCCGCUACCCCCCUGCUCACCCUAUCACGACGGCUCCUCCUCUCCCCCCGCACUUCCCGUGCAUGCAACUCCCAGGGCAUGUCUGGUGGCGCACUCAGCAGGCGGGAGGCGCGCGUAUGCCUGACUGCUGCGCUCCCCCCCUUCUCUUCCAUUCACCCCAAUCCCGCUUCCCCCCAUCUUCCCCCAUCCCCCUUCCCUUCCCGCAUCCUCCUUCCCUUUCCCCAUCCUCCUCCCUUUACCCCAUCCCCCUUCCCUUCCCGCAUUCCCCUUUCCCUUUCCCCACCCCCCUUCCCUUCCACCAUCCCCCUUCUCUUUCCCCAUCCCCUUCCCUAUCCCCCUCCGCCUUCCCUUCCCCCAUCCCCCUUCCCUUCCCCCAUCUCCCUUCCCUAUCCCCCUCCGCCUUCCCUUCCCCCAUCCCCCUUCUCUUUCCCCAUCCCCCUUCCCUUCCCCCAUCCCCCUUCCCUUCCCACAUCCUCCUUCCCUUUCCCCAUCCUCCUUCCUUUACCCCAUCCCCCUUCCCUUCCCGCAUUCCCCUUUCCCUUUCCCCACCCCCUUUCCCUUCCCCCAUCCCCCUUCUCUUUCCCCAUCCCCCUUCCCUUCCCCCAUCCCCCUUCCCUUCCCCCAUCCCCCUUCCCUUCUCGCAUCCCCUUUCCCUAUCCCCGUCCGCCUUCCCUUUCCCCAUCCCCUUUUCCCUUCCCCACACCCUCCUUUCCCUUCCCGCAUCCCCCAUUCCCCCUAUCCCUCAUCCCUUCCACCGUUUUGCCCCGCUUUCACACACUAUGCCGCCAAUCAAUCACUUUCCCCCUUCCUCCCUGCCUUCUUUCUUUCCCCAUGCCAUGCCUCCCCUCGGGUUCCUCCCAUGGCUCCCCUCGGUUUCCUUUCGUCCCUCACCUCGCUUUCCUCCCAUGCCUCCCCUCGCUUUCCUCCCAUGCCUCGCCUCACCUCUGUUUCUCCACUUGUCUCCCCUCGGCUUCCCCCCUUUCCCCCCACCUGUUGAUGUGCUUGUUUCAGCAUGGCGCCACAAAGAACCAGUUCAUCCUCCAGUUCUCUUUUUACUUUGCCUUCGGGGAGGGGGGAGCAAUCACAGCACAAGGAACAUGGAGAAGGUUCUUGGAAGGGGAGGAGGAGACGGGGGAGGGGAGAGAGGGAGGGAGGAGAGAGGGAAGGGGAGAGAGAGAAGGGGAGAGAGGGAAGGGGAGGGAAAAAACAGGUGUCAGCGCCGCUGGCGGCGGCAGCGGGUUCGGUCUGGUGGUCACCCAGCGGACGGCGCGGGUGGUUUCCGCGGACGAGGAGGCGUGCUGGGCGGUGGGCAUGGAGCGGGAGGAGCUUCUGCGCGCGUCGUUGUUCGACUUGGCGGAGAAACUGAACCCGGCGGAAUGGGUCCGCGCGGUAGAAGGCAUGAGCGCAAAAGACAGGCCGCGGGUUAUCGUCCGCUUUCGCUUGGUCCAGCCGAGUAACCACCGCGGCGGAAACGGCGGAGGGAGUGGCGCGCUCUCCGGUCGCCGCGUGGACUGCGAGUUGCAAGAGCUCGUUCCCAACUCCAAGGCCAUGCGCGUUCACAUUGCGCCGAUUCCGCCGAACUCUCCUGGCGGCGGAGGCGGAGGCGGAGGCGGGGAGAAGCCUGUUGCGCCGACCACUCCGCGCGCGGGCCUGUCGCACUCGAAAACGCUGUCGCGCGCGGAGACGAUGUCGUCGCAGCAGGCGCCGUCGUUGUCGCACUCUCACACGCUCGCCCACUCGCCCUCGUCGCUCGGCGGUAAGCAAGGCGCGUCUCGCGUCACCUUCGGAGGGGAACACGGCGGAAGAGGCGGCGGCGGGAGCGACGUAGGGGACUACGGCGGGCAAGCGAGGGAAAGAGAGCGAGGAAGGCGCGGAGCGGCGGAAGCGGGAGCGGCGCAUGGGGGUAAGCUGGUCCCAGGGGAACGAGGAGCACCAGUAGCAGCACUAAGAGGUCGGGCGCAGGCGGAGGGGGAAGUGCAGGGGGAGCGGGAGGGGGAAGCGGGUCGCCAGUGCCAAAACUGGAAAAGAGCCGCAGCAGGGCUGAACGAGGGGGAGGCGGAGGCGGGGGGAAGACUCCGCGUGGGCGCAUGGAGGGGGUAG